AUGUUCCCGUUGUAUUACUACCAUGGGCUUGUCCGUGAUGAACUUUACUUCAACUUUUCAUCGACUUGCUGUGGAAAUAACAUCGAGACCUGUAACAUCGUGACUAUAUUCAACGACCCACUCUGCUCUUCAAUUGCUUUAGAGGAUGUUCUCUACUAUAAUGCAGAUUAUUUGACCGUGAAAACUUUAUUGCAGAUAUUCGAUGCAACAAACAAUUUGGAUCCCUACAACAUUUACAGCACCUGCUAUUCCACAGGAACUCAAGGUAAAAAGGCGCAUAUUGAGCGGUCCCUGAGGAAAGCCGCUGGUGUACCACCACGCAAGGUGGCUAUUUCUCAGCAGCGAUUGAAUGUGCCUUUAUGUGAUCAAAUCGGAAACACCGAAGACUACCUAAAUCGCGCUGACGUACGAAAAGCACUGCAUAUUCCUUCGUCGUUGCCAAAGUGGUCGGAUUGUAGGUAA
Molecule: messenger RNA, 462 nt
Organism: Cooperia oncophora
Lineage: Eukaryota; Metazoa; Nematoda; Chromadorea; Rhabditida; Trichostrongylidae
Source: the annotation of a GenBank genome assembly